AUCAAACGGCCAUACGUGGCUGCGUCCGGAUACCCGCGUCUCGAAACCCUCGCGUUCUAGAGUGCGCUUUAAAACGUUAUUUUUUAGUGCCAAUAAAAUAAACAAAAGGGAACUAAAAACUAACGUUAGGGAAACAUUCUGUGUGUGCUGGGAGGAACUAAUUUUUGCCAGGUAGAAUGCCGUCAGGACGAAUUUAACUAGGGACCACAGCAGUGUUCAGUUGAAUAAUGACACGUAAUGUAAUUUUACAUAUGUGUUGUGUUUCACAGUGGCUUCAUUUGUUGAUAUUUUGAUCACACAUUUUAAAAUUAGCGAGGACGGCAAAAAGAGACAGGGCAAAUGAGUCAUGGGCAUUCUUGAUAUUCAGAAUACUCCAUGUGCUCGAAACUCUAUUCUGCAUGGCGCAGGGGGGUCAAUAGUGGCUGGACUGGUGCACUUUUUAGUAACGAGCCGUGUAAAGAGGUCAUUUGACGUUGGUGUUACAGGAUUCAUGCUUACAACAUUGGGAUCAUGGUUCUACUGCAGAUAUAAUAAUGCCAAGCUACGAGUUCAGCAGAGAGUCAUUCAGGAAGGCAUAAAGAAUAAAGUAAUAUAUGAAGGGACAAAUUUAGACCCCACACGGAAAACAAAAGGAGAUGCAUAAACUUGUAUUAGUUGAGACCAUAUUGAAUGUGGAUUCAUUUAUUUCCUCAUUUUAUGUUUUUUUAAUAAAACAAUUAUUUCAUGA
Molecule: messenger RNA, 727 nt
Organism: Triplophysa rosa
Lineage: Eukaryota; Metazoa; Chordata; Actinopteri; Cypriniformes; Nemacheilidae
Product: cytochrome c oxidase assembly protein COX20, mitochondrial
Exons: 4
Coding region: 347-643 (98 amino acids)
Biological process (GO): mitochondrial respiratory chain complex IV assembly
Cellular component (GO): mitochondrial inner membrane; mitochondrion
Source: RefSeq, a predicted model, not a curated record